CCUUUAAAGAAGUGUAGAUGGUAAGUCAUUAAACACUUCACCGUGAACCAUGUGGCAACUGUUGGUGUUGCUCUCGGCCAGCUGGUACGUGUACAGCUACAGCCUCGGACCUAGGAUCAUUGGAGGAGAAAACACGACGAUCGACAAGUACCCGUAUCAAGUGUCUAUUCAAGUCGGAGGCAAACAUGCAUGCGGUGGAUCCAUAAUCAGCGAAAACUUCGUGUUAACAGCGGCGCAUUGUGUCUAUAAUGAAUUAUUUCAGGAUGUGACAGUUCGCGUGAAGAGUACUUAUAGCGAGAAGAGUGGCGAAUUGAUCGGUGGCGUUAAGUUCAUAUGGCCUCCUCAGUUCGAUAAAAAUACUUUGGAUUACGACAUUGCUUUGUUAAAGCUUCCAAACCCUAUAAAGAACGUGAAACCGAUUAAGCUGGCAGAUGCUUCGACAGUGGUGCCGGACGGAAGUAAAGCGGUGGUAACAGGAUGGGGUCGGCUAGUGCCUGGCGGAGGGAUGUCGAGCACUCUGCAAGUUGCUACCGUGCCUACGAUUAAUUGGGCAGAGUGCAAGAAAAAGUAUGCUAAUUUGAAACCUGGUGUAACGGAGAGGAUGAUCUGUGCUAGUAGUUUAAACGGGGACAUGAAUGUAUGCCAGGGUGAUUCCGGAGGUCCACUGGUUUUCAAUGGCGUUCAGAUCGGUAUCGUUUCCUGGGGUGAUGGAUGCACAAAUCGUGGAAAUUAUGGGGUGUACACGCGGGUAUCCAGUUUAAAUAAUUGGAUACAAAACACGAUGAAAGAGAUAUAUAAAUUUUUGUUACUAUCCUUUCGCCAACUUCCCGCCAUGUAUACCUGCUUACCGUUCUUGUUAUUGCUACUCGCUCCGUUCACAUUGUCGCAGUAUUUUUUGUUCCAACUUGAUGAGGGCCGUAUUGUUGGAGGCCAGCCAGCGAGUAUCGAUGAACAUCCGUAUCAAGUAUCUCUGCGAUUUAACAAUCGUCACAUAUGUGGAGGAGCAAUUAUCAGCGAGGAAUGGGUCAUCACUGCGGCCCAUUGCGUUCAAACGAAAUUCAUUCGAUUCGUUUCGAUAAAAGCUGGCACUUCGGACCUCAGAGACGAUGGAAUCGUUGUCUUCGCCAAACAAAUCAUCAGCCAUGAUAAUUACAUGAGAAGAAACGCGGAUUACGACAUUGCUUUGGUUCGGUUGGAAAAGCCGCUGGUGUACAGUUCAUGGGUGAGACCGAUUCUGCUGGCACCGAUAGCCGAUCAUUAUACCGCCGGUAGCAAGGCGGUGGUCACCGGUUGGGGAGUUUUGAGAAGUGACGGACCGUUGACCGAUCAGUUACGUAAAGUCGAGGUACCGCUGGUUUCUAAUUCAGAAUGCUCCGAAUUAUACGUGACCCGACCGAUCACUUCGAGAAUGAUUUGCGCCGGUUACGUAAACCUCGGAGGCAAGGAUGCGUGUCAGGGUGAUAGUGGAGGACCCCUGGUGCAAUAUGACAAACUAAUCGGAAUCGUGUCGUGGGGUUUCGGAUGUGCAAGACCAACCUAUCCGGGCGUUUACACAAGUAUCACGGCUCUUCGAAGUUGGAUCACUGAGAAAACCGGACUCUAAAUCAUUCCUCUUUAAUUACCAGACUGAACGUACAAGCUCUAAAACGUUUUAAUUUAUCCCUACGCGACACAUAAUUAAAUUGUGCAAAUAUUUCCGCACGGAAUAGUAUACGAAUAAAAAUACUGUGAUCACCGUGAUUAUUUAACGUUACAAUGACGCUUUCGAGAGAAAUAAACACGAGAAAAU
Osmia lignaria (orchard mason bee) is the source of this 1789-nucleotide messenger RNA. Its product is annotated as transmembrane protease serine 9. Gene Ontology annotation, molecular function: serine-type endopeptidase activity. Lineage: Eukaryota; Metazoa; Arthropoda; Insecta; Hymenoptera; Megachilidae. Gene Ontology annotation, biological process: proteolysis. The record is from RefSeq and is a predicted model, not a curated record.